Xyrauchen texanus (razorback sucker) is the source of this 1389-nucleotide messenger RNA. RefSeq names its product endothelin receptor type Bb (gene ednrbb). Gene Ontology annotation, biological process: regulation of blood pressure; vasoconstriction; G protein-coupled receptor signaling pathway. Gene Ontology annotation, molecular function: endothelin receptor activity. Gene Ontology annotation, cellular component: membrane. The transcript has 8 exons. NCBI's taxonomy places the organism in Eukaryota, Metazoa, Chordata, Actinopteri, Cypriniformes, Catostomidae. Bases 1 to 1383 code for a protein of 460 amino acids. The record is from RefSeq and is a predicted model, not a curated record.
AUGUCCAGUGACACGUCCGUACGUGCCUUUGGUGUGCUCGGCCCCAAGCAAGAGGAAUCUUUACACAUGGAGGCGUCCAUCAUUUUCUGCUUAUUGCUGUGUUUUAAUUGUUCAGUUGAAUUCAUUAGUGCUCAGACGCAGAGUCCCAGCUGGUUAACAAAUGAACCUCUUGUAGCUGAAACCUCAUUUGACCACACAAAGAAUAUCUUGUGGAAAUCACAGAACAACACAUACAUCACAACCAAAACCCCAUUGAAAGAGAAACCAGUCGCAGUCGCAGUGUGCUCAGGGCCGAUACGAAUCAAAGACGCCUUCAAGUACAUCAAUAGUGUCGUCUCUUGUUUUGUGUUCAUUUUGGGAAUCGUUGGAAAUGUGACUCUUCUGAAAAUAAUCAAAGAGCACAAAUGCAUGAGAAGUGGACCCAAUAUUCUCAUUGGCAAUCUGGCGCUUGGCGACAUUUUGCAUAUCAUGAUUGGUAUUCCCAUUAAUGUUUACAAGCUUAUAGCGGUGGACUGGCCAUUUGGUGUUGUGCUCUGUAAACUGGUGCCAUUCAUUCAGAAGACUUCUGUUGGAGUAACAGUACUGAGCUUGUGUGCAUUGAGUAUAGACAGGUACCGAGUUGUUGCAUCAAGGAGUCGCAUGAAAGGUCUCAAAUUUCCCAAGUGGGCAGCUUUCAAGUUAUCUUUAAUAUGGACGAUAUCAGCUCUGCUGGCUGUUCCUGAGGCUGUUGCUUUUGACUUGAUUACGAUGGAUUACAAAGGCGAGCAUCUGAGGAUCUGUCUCCUUCAUCCUGUGCAAUCCACUCACUUUAUGCAGAUGUAUAAAGUGGUCAAAGACUGGUGGCUGUUUGGUGUUUAUUUCAUCAUGCCGCUGGCCUGCACGGCUGUCUUUUACUCGCUGAUGUCUUGGAGGAUCUUAAGUGAAAGCGUAAAGCAGUUGGCUCUGAACAAACACAGACAUGAGGUGGCCAGAACAGUAUUCUUUCUUGUGCUGGUGUUUGCAGUGUGCUGGUUUCCUCUUCACCUGAGCAGAAUCCUGAAGUUAACCAUCUAUGAUGAACGAGAUCCCAGUAGAUGCAACCUCCUGAGCACUUUUCUCAUUCUUGACUACUUUGGUCUCAAUAUGGCCUCGGUGAACUCUUGCAUCAACCCCAUUGCUCUGUAUCUGGUCAGCAAAAGAUUCAACAGCUACUUCAAGGCGUCUCUCGGCUCUUGUUGUCGUUCCUCCAGCCCUGUUCUUGUUCAGGAAGAAAGGCAAAACUUCAUGAGGUCAAAGGUCACAGAGCCCCCCUCUGACAACAGUAACUCCAUCAAACAAGAGUCGUCGUCUAGUAACAAUGAGAAAAUAUCGCGGCACUUUUCUUCCAAACUGUGCUUGUCUUAGAGAAGC